GCCGUGACCAACCCAACCCCUCUUCUGUUUCGACGACAGUGCACAACGUGAACAGAUCAUUUUAGCAGAGCAGUGAUACUUCACUUCAUCACUGAACUUGAGUUUAAAUCGAGGAAGGAUGCUAGCAUCAAGAAGUGUAAGAAGGUAAAGUAUGCAUGUUGUGAUCAAACCGUACUCAUGUAAAUCAAGCCAAAUCUCUGAUACUGCUUACAUGUAUUUCCUUUUGUAGAGUUGUUAGAAGAAUAAUGAUAUUAUAAAAAUUGGUCAGUUAUGUUUCAAUUUAGAAGAAAAUUAAUGAAUAUUUCCAUACUUUAUCAUCCCUUUCUUUGUGUAUGCAGUAUAUCCUUGCAGCGUGUUUCAGCUAUCCUGAGGCAAUUGAGGAUGUCAUCAACUGCAGCAGGUUCAGAAGAUGAUGCUCUCUUCGAAAAGAUAAAUUCAACUGGUAUCAUUACACUAAACAGACCAAAGGCCCUCAAUGCCCUUGAUUUGUCUAUGGUCAAGAAAAUUACACCAAAGCUAAAAGAAUGGUGUGAAGAUCCUUCUACAUCAGUUGUUAUCAUAAAGGGUUCUGGAGACAAAGCUUUCUGUGCAGGAGGUGAUAUCAAAGCUGUAACAGAAGCAGGCAAGUCAGGAGACCCUCAGGCAGGGGAUUUCUUCAAGAAUGAAUAUGUAUUGAACUACACCAUCGGAACCAUGAAGAAACCAUACAUAGCAUUUAUCCAUGGCAUUACCAUGGGAGGGGGUGUAGGUCUUUCCGUCCAUGGAAGGUACAGAGUAGCAACAGAGAAGACACUCUUUGCCAUGCCAGAGACUGCUAUAGGACUCUUCCCUGAUGUAGGAGGUGGUUACUUCUUACCAAGGCUUGAUGGGAAACUCGGUAUCUACUUGGCUUUAACUGGCUACAGGUUAAAAGGUCGCGAUGUCCUGCACGCUGGAGUAGCUACACACUUUGUAGAAGCUCAAAGAUUACCAGAAUUGGAGCAAGAACUGUGUAGUCUACAAUCAGCUCAACAUGCGCAGGUUCAAGAAGUUCUUAAUAAAUUUCAUGAACAGUGUACGAUAGAUGUGGACAAACCAUUCUCUUUGGCACCUCAUAAACAAAGCAUAGACAGGCUAUUUGAUGCUGAUACUGUAGAAGCUAUACUCCAGAACCUUGAGCAAGAUGGAUCAGAAUGGGCUAUUAAACAACUUGAGACUCUUAAAAAGAUGUCGCCUACCUCUAUGAAAAUCACCUUGCGUCAGCUAUUAGAAGGCGGCAAAUUGACAUUGGGAAACUGCCUCUCAAUGGAAUAUAGAAUUGCAGAAGGAUGCAUUAGAGGGCAUGAUUUCUACGAGGGAGUGCGAGCUGUACUCAUCGAUAAGGACCACACCCCCAAAUGGUCACCAGCAACGAUAGAAGGAGUCGGUGAAAAUAUUGUCACAGGUCAUUUUAGUCCGCUUGGCAAACAAGAACUUAUACUCUGAUCCCCCUGACAUUCACGCCUGCACUGCUGCCCUCAUUAAGUCAUAUAACAUGAGCCUAAGGGAGUUAUUCUGUCUUUCUUGUAAAGCAGUUUUAUUUUGGGAGAAACUUUCUAGAGAUUAUUCUGGAUUUGUAAAUGGUGCCCAUAAACAAUGAAGGAUACUAUAUUAAUACGGGUAAUUGCAUGAAACAGAUAUCACCCGCCUGCACACUAGAAAGAAGUGAAGUCUAGUCAAGCUGCUUCUUUGUUUCAGUUGAAAGUGAUCUCUCACCUUUUUGCAGCAAAAAUGAAUGAUAAGUCAUUCAAGAAUCACGUUAUUCAAUCAGAAACAUUCCUUAAACAAUGUUAGAAACCACAAAAUAAAAUGUUAAAUUAUGAGUUAAACAUUGUUUGACAAUGGUCUUGCUCAACACUUUAGUAAAAAAGAUUAUUUAUGUUUAAAAUUAUGGCUAUUAAACUAUAUUUUAAGACAAAGCCAGGAAAUUUGUGAUUACUAAUAGGUUUUAGAUAUGGUGUUAAUAGCAGUCUCUUUUUAUCAUGAAAUGAUAAAUAAAUUUGUAUCAAAUCUUGAUUCUGAAAUAGAAGAAUAUUAUGUGAAGGAAACAAUGCAAUAAAUGAAUUUUCAAGAUGUACCCUUUUGGAUUGUUUGUACUUUCAUUCAUGUACAUGAGUAGUAUUGAUUCAUGUGAAUAAUAUAGUGUACAGAGAUAAAGUACUCAAGUUUGUAGCAAAAACAAGAAUUGAGUCAUUUUCCCUUUCUUCACAAGCUAGUGAGUCUUCUUUCAUCUUUGGGAAACCUUGUAUCUAAAAAAAUGUUCAGGUCUGGGGGGCUUUCCAUGAAAGAAUUUGACAUGUAUUUAAUUGCAACUGUUCGAAGCUACUGAAAUCCUUGCAGCUGAUUGGCUGAGUGCAGAUUUGUCAGGGAAAUUCACUUAACAAGAAGCUUCAUAAAAUGUUACCCUGAUUGGGAGAUAAGAAAGUGGGUUAGAAAACAGGUAAGUUACUGAAGAGAUGUAGGUUCUGUUACAGCAUAGAGUUAUUAGAGGCCCAUUCUCUAAUCUAAAGUUGUAAUUAAGCUUUGGAUAGCCAAAUAUAACCCAGGUCUCUAAGAAUAUAAUUUGAAUAAAGAAGGAUGCAAUGUAAUUAACUCUUUAAAUUAUUUUAGCUUCUCAUAAUUUUUACCCUGACUUCAUAGACCAUGGUCUAUUAAAGUUAUAACAGACAUGAGAAUACGAGCCUAAGAAUCCUGUGCCCUGUAAUUCAUAUCAGAAUAGGAGGAAACCUCUGGUUACAGAUGAUUUCAGUGUUUCCUAUUUUUGUUUUUGUAUGGAUUAUGCCAAGCAAAUCGGGAUACAUGUAUAUGAAUAUAAAAAUCUAUGGUCAGGUACCUGAGGUCAUAGGAUGAUGGUCUGUUUGUUACAGAGAACAUUGUAGGUGUGUUACUACCAAAUAUCAAGGAACUGAUUUUACUAAAGAUUGAUCUACACGGUCUGAUCACCCCUACCACGUCAUCAUGAAUGAGGUAAUUUACUAUUGGGUAAUGAACAGCUUUAUCAUUGAAAAAUGCUGCAAAAUACUAAAAAUUUAUGUGUGAGGUUUCAUCCUGAGAGAAAUUGUUCAUAUUUUUGUUGUUGAUAUUUUUAUGUAUAAAGAAUGAGAUAUGUAUUUAAUCACGUGAUGGUGAUGAAUGUAGUUAUUCAAGAAUCCUUGUUCAAAGUUGAUUUGCAUUAUGUACAGAAGAGUUUGCAUGAUUUUUCUGAAAAGUGAAGUUAACGAGUUAAUAAUUUUUUUUGUGAUAUGUGGUAUUAAUUCCCAGUGGAGUGCUUCAAGAGAGAACUUGUCAGAUGUUUUAUCCCACAAAGUAUACUUUAUUAGCAAGCUCCCAUAUGAAGUAUGCUUCUCAGCCAAUCAAAAUUAAGGAAAUUGGUCAGAUCUAACAACUUGCCGGACGACAAAUGUUGAUGAAAUGCUCUUGUGGAGAUUUAUAUUUUCAGUCAUUACCUGUACAAGGGGUAUUGGCUCCAAAUUAAAAAGCUGUAUUUAUAGCACACCACUAUGAAUUCGAGUUUGGAAUGGGCAAUAUGCUGCCAUGUUCUACUCUAAGCAUUUUUAAAAGGGCAAAUGUGCAGUAUUGUGCACACAAGAUAUGCUUGUUAGCAAGAAUUUCAUACCUGGGUCAAUAAAAUCAAAGGAACGGAUGGGCUGUCAUAUGCUUCUAAUAAUAGCCUUGAAUCUUACAUUUUCUGUUCUGUUUCUGUUUAUGGUAACUCCCGUAGGAACUUGGCAGGACAGCUUUUUGCUGGUAAACGUCAAGCUGGUAUAUAACCAAUUACCUAUAGGAAACUAUUUACGUCUACGUUAAUCAGUCAUAGUGGCUGACCGUAAUAGACGACAGAUAUUACUCUGGGGUCUUUUUAUCAAAGUGGAGACAAUGGCAGAGUGGGGAUUCGAACUCACAACCUUGCGAUUAUGAGUCCAAUGCUAUUACCACUGGACCUCACAACCUGUGUGGUCUAGCUCUAUGCAGCUCAUAUAUUAUCUGGCACUUUCAUAGGAGAAUAGCAAAAAUGUUCCCUAUAACAGAAAGAACUAUAUUGCUCUAGUCUUAAAAACUGGGCAAUAGGCUAGUCAUGUAAGUAUAAUAUUAAAAAGGUAUUACUUUGGUACAAUUUAUAUUUAUGUUAGCACAGGGUAAGAGUUAGAUAUAUAUUUUAUACAGAGCAGUAUUAUCAAUCAUCAAUAUGUUUAACAUAUCCCUGUUCAUUGUAAUUUUCAUGGUAUUGGUGUAGAUGAAAUAAUAAUGAUACAAAAAAUGACGGGUAACCUUGUACUUAGAUCUUCAACCAUCUGCAUUAUGAAUUGGUUCUUUGCUGUAACAAAAAUUGUUUGGUGGUUUGCUUUAUGCUUUGAUCCAUAUGGUAACCCAAGUUAUGAAAAUAAUUGGUGAAUUACAGUGGUUUCAUCAGGAAGCAUAGCGACAAAUCUGGGUGAUGUGAUAUAUUUUUUUAAAGUUAAUCCUUAUGGUGGUCUUCCAAAGUAUUUGGAAUAGGUGGAUAUUAUGCCAGUAAAUGAUGUUCAGAUAUUCAUAGACACAAUGCAAAGUGAUUAAAUACAAUCAAAAAAUAAAAUACCUAACUUGACUUUGUUUGUAUUAAAUAUUUAAUGAAAUAUA
Messenger RNA from Lytechinus pictus (painted urchin), 4635 nucleotides. Its product is annotated as 3-hydroxyisobutyryl-CoA hydrolase, mitochondrial-like. Lineage: Eukaryota; Metazoa; Echinodermata; Echinoidea; Temnopleuroida; Toxopneustidae. Gene Ontology annotation, biological process: L-valine catabolic process. The record is from RefSeq and is a predicted model, not a curated record. The coding region runs from base 271 to 1464 and encodes 397 amino acids. Gene Ontology annotation, cellular component: mitochondrion. The transcript is spliced from 9 exons. Gene Ontology annotation, molecular function: 3-hydroxyisobutyryl-CoA hydrolase activity.